AUGGGAAAGGAAAAUAAAUAUAAACCGAAUGCCGAAAAACCAACCAAACCAACCAUCGAGCGGUACUUCGGCAAGCCCCUCCAAGAGCAUCAAGUAAAAGCUACAGGUGCGUCUGCGGAAGGAGACAAGGUUACUCACCCUCCGUAUGGAGGUCCUGCCGCCUCUGGCUUGCAGAAGCAGAAGCAGAAGCAGGAAGAGGAGCAAGGAGAAUGGCAGACACAGGGGUGUCAGAAGAGGCGCGAUAAGGCCGGGGAAGGCUGGGGCGGAAAGCAGCAGCAGCAGCAGCGGCAGCAGCAGCAGCGGCAGCAGCGACUUCCACAACAGCGCGGACAACACCGCGAUCCUAUAGAAAAACAGAACCAGCAACAGCAGACAGUACAACGGCGUCUUCAGGGCCACAAUGAACAACACCAAGGAGGCUCCCAGUGCUAUGGUCCACCAAAACCGCAAGACGAACUCCCAAAAUGGCCAAGAGCCCAGAACCGAGGUCUGCCUCUGCAGCCUCUGCAGAAUCUGCUCCCUCAGACCCAAAAAGUGGUGCCGCCACUCCCAGCAGGCACCAUGAAACGUGGAACUUUGGGAAAACCAGGUCAAGUAUCUGUUAAUUAUCUCGAAGUUAACUUGGAUAAAAUGCCUGCGGUGGCCUAUCAGUACGAUGUGAAGAUCACGUCAGUAUGUCCUAAGAAGUUCUAUCGUCAGGCUUUUGAGCAGUACAGAGUUGAACAUUUGGGCGGUGCGAUUGCCGCAUAUGAUGGACGUGGAUCGUGCUACUCAGUUGUGAAACUAAAAUGCAGCCCCCAGGGCCAAGAAAUGAAGGUAACAGAUCGCCACGGCCGUACCUUGAAUUACACUGUGGAGCUCAGGAAGACACAGGACUCGGAAGUCGAUUUGAGCUCACUAAGAAGCUACAUGAAGGACAAGAUUUAUGAUAAGCCCAUGCGAGCCUUGCAGUGUCUGGAGGUUGUGUUGGCGGCUCCCUGUCAUAACACCGCUAGACGCGCCGGUCGCUCCUUCUUCAAAGGGUCUGAUCCUUCCGGUGAAGGUUGCAUACGCAAUGAGUUUCCAUCCAGCUCUAGCUUUCCGAUGGCUGUCAGGAAGCUGCCCUCGCGCAGAACUUCCUCCGUGGUCUGGAUGCCUUUUUGUCGUACGCCACUGAAGAAUCCGAAGAUGUGGUCAAAGGCGGAGAGUGUAGAGGGCUCGUAGCUGUCGUAGACAACGUCCACAUCAAGAACAGCUGCGCUCAGGACAUCCACAAUCUCCACGCCAUGCUCUU
Molecule: messenger RNA, 1273 nt
Organism: Drosophila persimilis
Lineage: Eukaryota; Metazoa; Arthropoda; Insecta; Diptera; Drosophilidae
Product: protein argonaute-2
Exons: 5
Coding region: 1-1203 (400 amino acids)
Source: RefSeq, a predicted model, not a curated record